AUGAAUGAAAAUAUCCAUACACGGCAACAAAUAUUUUCUAAAAUAAUUGAAUAUUUUAUUUUAUGUACUUUUAGCAAUUGGACAAAUAGAUAUGAGGAAAGUACGGCCACAAAUUGGUUUGCGGGAAUUAUUGCUGACAUAAAACUAGGAAUCAUGUAUCAAUAUCAAACUGAAGAUAGUUAUGUGUUUAUAUUACGGAUUGGGAGCAUUUCAUACAAAAAUGCUUCAUUUGAAGUUUCAGUGGAGAGCAAUUGCGAAGAAUGUAAUAGAACAGAGAAAAAGCCGUCUCAAAUCGGUCAUUAUAUCUAUGAUAUGUGUAAUACGAUAGUGGUUUAUCCCUCGGUAUUGCUUUUAUCUCAACUUUGUUGGCUAAAAUAUUUCUUGGGACCAAUUCAUACAUUUACAGCUAAGACAGGCUUCAACAUGCACAACUUGGUCUGCUUUAGUGAAACAUCAAAAAGGCAUCUUCCCGGAUAG
This is a messenger RNA of Echinococcus granulosus, 477 nucleotides long. RefSeq lists its product as hypothetical. The record is from RefSeq and is a predicted model, not a curated record. Lineage: Eukaryota; Metazoa; Platyhelminthes; Cestoda; Cyclophyllidea; Taeniidae. The transcript has 5 exons. The coding region runs from base 1 to 477 and encodes 158 amino acids.